Messenger RNA from Trichoplax adhaerens, 2280 nucleotides. RefSeq lists its product as uncharacterized. Gene Ontology annotation, molecular function: protein binding. Lineage: Eukaryota; Metazoa; Placozoa; Uniplacotomia; Trichoplacea; Trichoplacidae. Bases 1 to 2280 code for a protein of 759 amino acids. The transcript is spliced from 22 exons. Gene Ontology annotation, cellular component: plasma membrane; cell-cell junction. The record is from RefSeq and is a predicted model, not a curated record.
AUGCCAACAGCCAACUUUAAAGAGUUUGACAUACUGAUUAGCUUGGUGGCUGAUGAGGAAAGAUUCGGCUUUUCUGUUACUGGCGGAAUAGAUAAAGGAGCAAUUCCCAGAAUUGGCAAAGUUGCAAAUGAUUCUCCCGCAAUUCGAGCUAAACUAAAAAGUGGUGAUGAACUAUUAGCCAUAAAUGGAAAUACAGUAGCAAACGCGACAUUUAGUGAAAUUGUGGCAAUGGUUCAAAAAGGUGCGAAAAUGCGGUAUGUCAGACUGACGGUGAAAAGAAUUGACGAAGUUUCUAAACCACAAACAGCUCCACCUCCUCCACCUCCAAGACGUCCCAAGACUCGUGAACAAAAUGUUAAUGUCAGUCAGACCCCGACUGCUAAUGGCAAUUAUGACAGACGAAAUUUAAUAUCCGACCAGGAACCUCAACGCGGUGUUUAUCAGCAGGAUCAGGAAUUCUUAAAUCAAUUCGACCAUCGGAAUGUUGACAAUCGUCGCUACGAAAAUUCAGAUAAUGCUCAAAAUUUUGAUGGGUUUGAUGAAGAUUUUGGCCAUACCAAUGCAGAUAUUCGUGAUGGUACGAACUUAGAGCCAGAAAAUGACACCAAAAAUCAGUCUAUCUUACUAGGCGAUCUUAGUGAAAUUCUGGAACAUUUAAAGCGGACUGUAACCGAUGAAAGAGAUAAACAAGAUUUAAAAUUUCUCUAUAGCUUUUGCCAACAUAAAAAUUUUAAAAUAGCCGCAAAGGUAAUAAGUGAUAUUAAUGAAGAAGGUGGGACUUUGUCAGCUCAUCUCAAGAACAUAUUGACACUACCUAAUGUGACUAGUUUGAUGUAUUGUCAUGACGAAGUUGCAUCCAAGGAUUCUGUAGCAAAUGGACAUCUUGUGUCAGUAAAGAAUGACGACUAUUGUUAUAGAUUAGUGGAGAUUCACAAGGCAGCAUUUCCUCUGGGAGCAACAAUUCGCCGCUUCGGCGAUAAAGUUCUUAUUAAUCGCAUAGCUAGACAAGGAGCCGCUGAUAGAUCAGGGCAACUAUCUGAAGGUGAUGAAAUAGUUGAAAUAAACGGCACUAGCGUUGUUGGAAUGACAGUGGCCGAGAUAGUAGAACUUGUGGAAAAACAAACAGAUAUAGUGGCAUUUUUAACCUUGCCUGGCGAUAACACAAAAACCGCAGUUAAAGACUCACAUGUUUAUGUGAAGGCAUUUUGCGAAUAUAAUCCCAUAGAAGACCAAUUUAAUCCCUAUCGAGAGUUAGGUUUAAAAUUUCAAUAUGGAGAUAUUUUGCGCAUCACUCCACAGGAAGACAAAAAUUGGUGGCAGGCUCAGCUGAUUUUCAGUAGUCAACGGAAUGUGAAUAAUAAGUCAUCGAGUGGAAUAAUUCCAUCGAGGCAUUUAAUGGAACAGCGUCAAUUAUUGUCCAAUGGAACUUCUAAUACUGAAGAGUCUAACGUGUCAUCCAAAGGCGCUUCUAACAAAAGUAAAAAAUGGUUGAAAAUAUCCGGAAAAUCUAAAAAGAAGAAGAGCAAUGAACCGUCGCCGAAAAGCAACUCCGAUGCCGAUGCUAUGAUGAUGCCUGCAUAUGAACCAGUACGGGAAAUGCCGCCGACAUUUAAUAGAACUAGACCAAUAGUACUGAUUGGUGUCCUUCGUAUCUCUAAGAAUUGUCGAAUUUGCACUCAAAUGUUCGUAGGUGCAAAAUACAUUGGGAGAAAUGAAUUAAAACACCGCUUACUUAGAGGACAGCCGGAGAGAUUCGCCGCUGCCAUUGAAUGUACAACACGCACUCCUCGACCUAACGAAGUUAACGGAGUGGACUUUCAUUUUAUGACUCGAGACGUUUUUGAAAGGAAGAAAGCAAAUCAAGAGAUGUUAGAGUAUCGGGAAUCAAAUGGGCAGCUUUAUGGUGUAGACAAGGAAGCUGUCAAAAAACUUAUGUUUACGAGUAAAUCAUGCCUACUAAUCCCUGAACCAGAUAUCUUACCGCAAAUCAAGGGCGCUGAACUUAGGCCAUUCGUCAUAUUUAUUAGAGCACCAUUUAUUAAUGAAAUUGGAAAGACUUCGAGAGGGAACUACGACUGUAUCAAUUUUAGCGUCAAAAUGAAGAACGACGCCGUUCGAGCCAUGGUUAGUGAAUCGUACGAAAUGGAAUCGAAGUACAAGCAAUAUUUUGACGUCCUAUUAGUCAACAAUGAUAUGGUCAAAUUAGUGGCGGAGGUUCAAGGUAUUGUAGAAAGUUUAACAUCUGCUCCUCAAUGGGUUCCAAGCUCUUGGAUGCAUUAA